GCAGGUCCUGGCGUGGCGGCGGCGCGUGACGUCAGGGGAGGGAGCUGGCCAGUGCUGAGGGGGCGCGGCGCAGAGGGGCGCGGAGCCCGGCGGCUCGGGGCCCCAGAGCGCGCCGUGGCCGGGAGCCCGCCGGCCCCUGACAGCCCCCUCCCCCCGGUGGACGACGACGAGGGCGCCGGUCAUGGCGGAGCAGCGAACUCGGUGCGGGCGCUGAGGACCGGCGCAUGGAGCGGGACGAACGGCCGCCUAGCGGAGGGGGAGGCGGCGGGGGCUCGACGGGGUUCCUGGAGCCGCCCGCCGCGCUCCCUCCGCCGCCACGCAACGGUUUCUGUCAGGAUGAAUUGACAGAGCUUGAUCCAGGCACUAAUGGGGAAACUGACAGUUUAACACUUGGCCAAGGUCACACAGCUGUUUCUGUUCCAGACGAUCGGGCUGAACAACGAACCUGUCUUAUUUGUGGGGACCGUGCUACAGGCUUGCACUAUGGGAUCAUCUCCUGUGAGGGCUGCAAAGGGUUUUUCAAGCGGAGCAUUUGCAACAAACGGGUGUACCGGUGCAGUCGUGACAAGAACUGUGUCAUGUCUCGGAAGCAGAGGAACAGAUGCCAGUACUGUCGCCUCCUCAAAUGCCUCCAGAUGGGCAUGAACCGGAAAGCUAUCAGAGAAGAUGGCAUGCCUGGAGGCCGGAAUAAAAGCAUCGGGCCAGUCCAGAUAUCUGAAGAAGAGAUUGAAAGGAUCAUGUCUGGACAGGAGUUUGAGGAAGAAACCAAUCACUGGAGCAACCAUGGUGACAGUGACCACAGUUCCCCUGGGAAUAGGGCUUCAGAGAGCAACCAGCCCUCACCAGGCUCCACGCUGUCCUCCAGUAGGUCUGUGGAACUAAAUGGAUUCAUGACAUUCAGGGAUCAGUAUAUGGGCAUGUCUGUGCCUCCCCAUUAUCAAUACAUACCACACCUUUUUAGCUAUUCUGGCCACUCACCGCUUCUGCCCCAACAAGCUCGCAGCUUAGACCCCCAGUCAUACAGUCUGAUUCACCAGCUGAUGUCAGCAGAGGACCUGGAGCCAUUGGGCACGCCCAUGUUGAUUGAAGAUGGAUAUGCUGUGACACAGGCCGAGCUGUUUGCCCUGCUUUGCCGCCUGGCUGAUGAGCUGCUCUUUAGGCAGAUUGCUUGGAUCAAGAAGCUGCCUUUCUUCUGCGAGCUCUCAAUCAAGGAUUACACGUGCCUCUUGAGCUCUACGUGGCAGGAGUUAAUCCUGCUAUCGUCCCUCACAGUUUACAGCAAACAGAUCUUUGGGGAGCUGGCUGAUGUCACUGCCAAGUACUCACCCUCUGAUGAAGAACUACACAGAUUUAGUGAUGAAGGGGUGGAGGUGAUUGAGCGGCUCAUCUACCUCUACCACAAGUUCCAUCAGCUAAAGGUCAGCAAUGAGGAGUACGCGUGCAUGAAAGCAAUUAACUUCCUAAAUCAAGAUAUCAGGGGUCUGACCAGUGCUUCACAGCUGGAGCAGUUGAACAAGCGAUACUGGUACAUUUGCCAGGAUUUCACUGAAUAUAAAUACACGCAUCAGCCAAACCGCUUUCCUGAUCUCAUGAUGUGCUUACCUGAGAUUCGAUACAUUGCAGGAAAGAUGGUGAAUGUGCCCUUGGAGCAGCUGCCCCUCCUCUUUAAAGUGGUGCUGCACUCCUGCAAGACAAAUGUGGUCAAGGAAUGACCUGCCCUGCACCCGCCUCAGGACAGGCUCUAGAGAAGAGAGCCAGAGAGACCAAGAUGGAUGCCGUGGAGUCCUGCCUCCAUAGCAAGAAGAGUUUUUGUUUGUUUGUUUGUUUGUUUAACCUCAUUUUUCUAUAUAUUUAUUUCACGACAGAGUUGAAUGUAUGGCCUUCAACAUGAUGCACAUGCUUUUGUGUGAAUGCAGCAGAUGCAUUUCCUUGCAGUUUACAGAAUGUGAAGAUGUUUAAUGUUACAGUGUUGUCAUUGUUUAGAGAUAGUUCUUUUGUAUUUUGAGGGAGAGUGUGGAACGAGCUGAGAUGACUAUUUCCAUGAUGUUGACAAAGACGACUACCUCAAUGGAAGCGGGGGUGUGACCAUCCCUAUUUCUUCCACAUUUUCUCAGCAGACAUACACUUGUCUGUCAGAGAGCAACUGCCUUUUUCUAGACUUGUCAGGUGAAAGUACACCAAAGGGGCAAAGUGGUGGGGGGUGA
Dipodomys ordii (Ord's kangaroo rat) is the source of this 2204-nucleotide messenger RNA. RefSeq names its product nuclear receptor subfamily 6, group A, member 1 (gene Nr6a1). The coding region runs from base 225 to 1712 and encodes 495 amino acids. Gene Ontology annotation, molecular function: sequence-specific DNA binding; DNA-binding transcription factor activity; zinc ion binding. The transcript has 11 exons. Gene Ontology annotation, biological process: regulation of DNA-templated transcription. The record is from RefSeq and is a predicted model, not a curated record. Lineage: Eukaryota; Metazoa; Chordata; Mammalia; Rodentia; Heteromyidae.